AACAACAAUGUCACCAGAGGAGGAACAGAGUCGGCUUUCCGAUGAGGAAUAUUUAAUAUUUCGCGCUAAAGAAGAACAAAAACGUGAUCCUUGUGCCGCGAAAUGUUGGAUGAUAACAGCUCAAGCUCUGUUUCCGCAAAAUUUUGGAAUUCAGUUUGAGGUGUAUCAGAUUGAAAAAGCAGCAAAGAAUGUGAAGGAAGCAGCAAAAUGUCUUGGCGUUUUAUUGCGAAAAUUUGUGUCAGAGCCAUUGCUAUGGAGGGAGGUGGAUACUAUCAUGGCAGCCUUGAGGCAGACAACUCCAGACUCUCAAACAUCCUUUCUGGCAUAUUUAUUUAACAUGCUUCCUAAAGAUGUACAGCUCAGUAUGGUAUUAUCAGCAGCAGAAAGAUCACAGGACACAAUGACGCGCUGCCGUCUCAUGCUUCUACUGACAACUACAUUUCCAGAAACUACUGCUCAUCAUGGGCUGAAACUAGUGGACAGCUUGUUAGCUGCAGAGAAGCACUGCACGGGACCAAUAAAUCCAUUCCGUAGAAUGCUUGUGUGUGAGCUCCUACCAAGGUUGUUGCAGACUCGUGGGUUGGAAGUGAGACCAAAGACUCUUCAUAGCCUCCUGUCCAGAGCUAUCGAAUUUUAUGUUGCAUAUGUAACCACACCUCCAAAGGUUAUGCAGAGUAUGCUGGAAAGUGACAGCAAGAUUGAAGACCCGUGGCAGCAGCUGUUUUCUGUAGUGCAGUUAAUUGGCUGGAAUCUGGGAUGGGACUUAGCAUCAUAUUUUGAGAAUAUCAGCAACAGGGAGAUUAUUCUCCAAAGGAUCCAGGCCUUGGUUGAAGGAGGAGCAAGACUUGGAGGCCCAAAGGGUGAAGGGGGAGA
Messenger RNA from Penaeus monodon (black tiger shrimp), 873 nucleotides. RefSeq names its product integrator complex subunit 10-like (gene IntS10). Gene Ontology annotation, cellular component: integrator complex. NCBI's taxonomy places the organism in Eukaryota, Metazoa, Arthropoda, Malacostraca, Decapoda, Penaeidae. Gene Ontology annotation, biological process: snRNA processing. The record is from RefSeq and is a predicted model, not a curated record.